AUGGAGCAGGUAGACGUCCUUGUUGUGGGUGCUGGUUGGUAUGGACUGGUGGCAGCACAGACGUACCUAAAACUUGCCCCAGAGACUAAUCUUCUCGUGGUGGAUGACGGAGAGACGAUCGGUGGAAUCUGGAGCCAGGAGCGCAUCUACCCCAGCCUCUACGCGCAGAUCAGCUAUCCGCUCUUUGAGUACUCGUUCUAUCCGAUGAAGAACGAGGGAAUCUCCCCCGGUGGCUUCAUCUCCGGGCAAGCAAUCCACAACUAUCUUGCCAGCUUUGCCGAAGAUCAUGACCUCAUGCGUUACAUUCGUCUUCGGACUCGCGUGUCUCAAGUGCGUCGAAAUGCCAAUCACCAAGGCUGGAUAGUGGAAACACAUUCCGGGGAGCGACAAAUCGAAUGCAAAAAGUUGAUCUAUGCCACGGGUGCCAAUUCAAGCCCUAUUAGACCGAAAUGGCCACGAGAGAACUUCCACAAGCCCGUCAUCCACUCGCUAGACAUCGCCUCUAACCUGUCCUUGAUCGAGAGCGACGUGAUCCAGCGAGCCACUGUGGUGGGAGCCUCGAAAUCAUCCUAUGACACCGUCUACCAGCUACUCAAAGCGGGGAAGAAGGUGGACUGGGUUAUCCGACCGAGUGCCUCCGGAGCGUUUUCCAUAUUUGCCCCGACGUUCAUGGGUUUGUGGCAUAUAUCAGACCAUAUCUCCACCCGAUUCGCAUCCAGCUUUAGCCCAAGCAUCAUGAGCUGUAAUGGGCUCUGGGAUAACUUUUUGCAGCGGAGUGUGAUCGGUAGAUCACUCAUGCGUGUCUAUUGGCAAGUUGCCACAGGUCUGGCAGGUAGAUAUGCGCGCUUCGGCGAUGAUGAGCAUACCGAGCAUCUGCGGCCCUGGCCUCACACAGAUGGGCUUUUCUGGGGCAGUGGAGGUAUCGGAAUAGCGACCGUGCCCGACUUUUGGCAAGUCAUCCACGAGGGAGACGUCACGGUGCACCGCACGGAGAUAGAAUCACUCUCGCAUCUGGAUGUUGUCAACUUCAAGAACGGCUUUUCCGUGCCGACUGACAUUGUUAUUCACUGUACCGGAUUUGAGAAGGGAUACGAUACGUUCAGCCCCUCGCUGCAGGAAGAACUAGGUCUCCAUUACGACUCCUCGUUGUUCUCCAAGUGGACGGUACUGGACGCACAGGCCGAGCAGAAGGUAAACGAUCAGCUACCUAUCCUGAACAACUCGCCUUUCGAGGCACUGGAGCAGAGAAAGCACACCCAGGGACCAAAUCGGCAUUAUCGUCGUCUCAUUGUUCCCGAACUGGCGGCCAAAGGGGACAGAUCCAUCGUGUUCCCGGGUCACAUUCACUCUGCCUUCACACCACUGGCAGCGGAACUCCAUGCAUUGUGGGGGUUUGCGUUUCUGAACGACUGGAUGAAUGUCCCUGGGAAGGAGGAAAUGGAGCUAGAGGCAGCGACCUUCAAUGCAUGGACUCGCAAGCGAUAUAUUGAACAGGGGAAGAAGCACUCGUAUUUUAUUUACGACUAUAUCUCGUACCUGGACAUUCUCAUGAGAGAUCUUGGCCUCAAUCCCCGUCGGAAGAAGACUGUUUUUGAGGAGUGGUUCGUCCCGUACCGGCCGCAAGACUAUCGGGGGCUGCUCCAGGAGUAUCUGAGUGCCCAUUCGCGACGGAUUCCCGAGGGAAUGACACUCACAAGGCAGAGGUGA
Molecule: messenger RNA, 1707 nt
Organism: Penicillium egyptiacum
Lineage: Eukaryota; Fungi; Ascomycota; Eurotiomycetes; Eurotiales; Aspergillaceae
Source: the annotation of a GenBank genome assembly